Penicillium riverlandense is the source of this 1470-nucleotide messenger RNA. Its product is annotated as glycoside hydrolase family 30 protein. Bases 1 to 1470 code for a protein of 489 amino acids. Gene Ontology annotation, molecular function: glucosylceramidase activity. NCBI's taxonomy places the organism in Eukaryota, Fungi, Ascomycota, Eurotiomycetes, Eurotiales, Aspergillaceae. Gene Ontology annotation, biological process: glucosylceramide catabolic process. The transcript is spliced from 2 exons. The record is from RefSeq and is a predicted model, not a curated record.
AUGCUCACCCACCUCAGUACCGCUCUUGUCCUCGCUGGGUUGAGCCAUGCCAUGCCCGAAAAGAGAGCAUCAUCUGCCUCGGCAUACUGCUCUAACUCCGGAGGCAACUAUAAACUGUCCUCCAUCGCAGCGCCAGUCCAAGGCAAUGGCAGUGCAGGCUCUGAAUCGACUUGGCAGCUGACCAUUGACGAUACCUCCUCCGGACACAAACAGACCAUUGUCGGAUUUGGCGCCGCCGUCACCGAUGCAACUGUGACCUCAUUCAACACGCUCGACAGCUCGACGCUCCAGUCACUGCUCAAUGAUUUGAUGACUUCCUCUGGCGCUGACUUCGCUUUGAUGCGCCAUACCAUCGGAGCCUCUGACUUGUCUGGUGAUCCGGCAUACACCUACGACGACAAUGGAAAUAGCUCUGACCCAGAUCUGUCGAACUUCAAUCUCGGCGACCGCGGGAAUGCAAUGGCGGCCAUGCUGGCAUCAAUGAAGAAGCUGCAGUCCAAACUGACCAUUUUUGGAUCGCCCUGGAGCGCCCCCGGCUGGAUGAAGUUGAACGGUGUGAUUGACGGAAACACGGACAAUAACAACUUGAACGACGGCUACUUGACCAGCGCCGGCACUGGGAGUACAGGGUACUCCAGUGCAUUUGCCCAGUACUUUGUCAAAUAUAUCCAGGCGUUUGAGAACCUUGGGGCCCAUAUCGACGCAAUCACGAUCCAGAAUGAGCCGUUGAACAGCCAAGAUGGAUAUCCCACUAUGUACGUCUAUGCGGAUGAGUCGGCACAGCUUAUUCAGAACUAUGUUGGGCCCGCGCUUGCCAGUGCUGGUUUGGAUACAGACAUAUGGGCAUAUGAUCACAAUACCGAUGUGACUUCAUACCCUCAAACUGUCCUCAAUACGGCCAGCGACUAUGUUGACACCGUUGCCUGGCAUUGCUAUGCGACCAACGUUAACUGGACAACACUCACCGAUUUCCACGACACCAACCCGAAUGUCAACCAGUACAUGACAGAAUGCUGGACCCCGGCAUCCGGAUCAUGGAACCAAGCCGCCGAUUUUACCAUGGGUCCCCUGCAGAACUGGGCUUCUGGCGUUGCGGCUUGGACUCUAGGCACGAACUCCGAUGAUGGUCCCCAUCUUUCUAGCGGUGGCUGUGGUACCUGCCAGGGUUUGGUUACUGUCAACGGUGGCAGUUAUACCUUCAACACGGCUUAUUAUAUGAUGGCACAGUUCAGCAAGUUCAUGCCUUCUGGUGCUAUUGUGCUGGAUGGCACUGGGAGCUAUACUUACUCUGGAGGUACCGGUAUUCAAUCUGUGGCUUCUUUGAACCCGGACGGUACUAGAACGGUGGUAAUUGAGAAUACUUUCGGCAACGAUGUUUAUGUGACAGUCACGACAGAAAGCGGAGAGACCUGGAGCGGCAACGUUCCGGAGACCUCUGUUACUACUUGGAUUCUUCCUGCUUCGUCUUGA